AUUACGGUAUCUCGACCCAGUCUCCACAUUGCGCGGUCAAGAGAAAAAAAUACGAUCAAGGAAGUGCACAUAUGAAUGAUAUGAUAUUUUUUGUCUAUUUACAAAAAUAUUGAGCCAAAUAGUUACAAAAUAUAAUGACGUUCGGUAAAUGUUAGAAAGAAACUAACAGGGUAAUUAAUAGUGACUAUCGCUGCUGCGUAUUCUUUGGUAUGCUUUAAAUUCCCAAAGACGAAGAAGCUCAUUGAAACUUGUGUGAAAACAUGGACGACCCAGUACAACAGCCAUACUUUUACGGCAGAAUAUCACGUGAAGAAGCCGAAGGAUAUCUUCAACGGGGUGGACGGGAGAACGGUAAAUUUCUGUUACGAAAACGUCCGACAGAAUCGCAAAGUUUUGCGCUUUCCUUGUGCCACGGACGCGGUGUGAUCCACUAUCACAUCCAGCAUCACUCGGACGGAAAGUACGGCAUCGAAGAUGGUCCUCGUUUUUCGAGUCCUACGGAGCUUAUCGACUACCAUCGUGCCAACCAGGGUGGCCUUCUCACCAACCUUACCAAACCCUGCAACCGACCGCCAGGCGUGGAACCCAAGGUGUUCACAAACGUGAAUUACAGCGAAGUUGCGGCCGUCCAGGAGGCGGCCUUGAGUCAACUCGGGAUCCAAGAUCGACGGUCGCUUGGUAAGAAUCACAUUCCGUUCGAGAAGAUGUUGGGCAUGUUACUCCACGCAAAGCAAUCCUGGUUUCAUGGCGUCAUCUCGCGCGAAGAGGCGGAAUCGCGGCUGAAGAAAUCCGGCUGCAAGAACGGAAUGUUUUUAGUGCGAGAACGGGAGAAAGCCCAGGGGACUUACGCGAUCGGACUCUGUCACGAAAACAUGGUCUACCAUUACCUCCUGAGUGCUGACAGCAGCGGAAGGUUGUCGAUUCCAUCCGGGCCGAAAUUCUUGAAUCUGAUGGAGUGUGUUGAAUACUACCUUAACCGUUCCGAUGGGCUCGUUUGCAAGCUCUUAAAACCCUCUCCUAUAACACAGUUCAACAAGAAGGCCCCGCUCCCCGUUCCCCCGGGUGCUGCCGGGGAAUCCGCCCCUCGCACCGAGACCAUCUACGAUACGGUUGCCAUCAAGAAGUCGCCCGUGUACCUCAACGCGUUCAAAGAUAUCAAGGCGCUCGACUCUAACAGGCUGGCACUGCAGAACAAACUCGGGCAAGGAAACUUCGGGUCCGUCCUGAAAGGAGUCUAUACGCUUUCGAAUGGAAAAAAGAUUGAGGUCGCCGUCAAGCAGCUCAAGACGGAUGCGGCCGCUCAGAAGACGGAGAUCGAACACGAGGCGCGUAUCAUGUUGAAGCUGGAUCAUCCGUAUAUCGUUCGAAUGAUCGGCAUGAUUCAUCAAGCCACCAUGAUGUUGGUGAUGGAAUUGGCCAUCAAUGGUCCACUCCACAAGUUCCUUCGCAAACACAAAGAGGUGACCAUUCGACAGAUUCUCGUCAUGAUGCUUCAGGUAUCCGAAGGCAUGGAGUACCUCGACAGCAAGCAUUUCGUCCAUCGGGAUUUAGCUGCUCGAAACGUGCUCGUGGUCGACGUGAACUUCGUGAAAAUCAGCGACUUCGGGAUGUCCCGCGCGAUGGGCGUCGGAAACGAUUACUACAAAGCGGAGGCCGCUGGAAGAUGGCCUCUGAAGUGGUACGCGCCGGAAUGCAUUUACUACUACAAGUUUACAACGAAGAGCGACGUCUGGUCGUACGGAAUCACUCUGUGGGAAGCGCUCACCUAUGGCGGGAAACCCUACGACGGCUUGCAGGGCCAGCAGGUUAUUCAGUAUUUGGAGCAAGAAGACAGGUUGACGUGUCCUCUGCAUUGUCCAGAGAGCGUGUACAGCCUGAUGCGUGCGUGCUGGGAGUUCGAACCAGUUAAGCGACCAGAUUUCUCGCUAGUUAAGGAAGCUCUGUCCGACAUUAUUUUACACUUCAUGCAAUAGGCGCUUGAGGUGAAACGGCUGGUUCGCACGAGUGUAUUACGAACAGAUAUCAUUGAAUAUACAUAUAAUAAAGUGCGUGGUAUCAUGCACCUCAAAACUCAGGAAAAAUAUUUAUUAAACACAUAACAUUAUUUAUACACGCACUACAGUCAAAAUAUUAUUAACGCGGCAGAUUUAUGAUCAUUUGUAACCAGUUUUCUCGAUCUGGCACGAAAUGUAUGUUUUUGGCUUAUCCGUCUAUCGAUGAUUUAAAUUGGUAGUAAACAUCGUGCUGUGAAAUACAGUACAUUAAAAGCUGGUUGAAUUAUACUCAAAUUUUGCCAGCCUUUGUUGUAGAACUCCGAGGUUAUUUUCCAAGUUUUUUUUCAUAUAACCAGUUAUUUAUGUCUCUCCCCAGUUCACUCGUGCGAGCCAGACCGAAACAGACAAUUAGGUAAAAUUAAUGCAGUUAUUAUAUAUAUUUUAAUGCAAUUUAUAUCACUGAGCUGGCAGGUAUAUUUUAGUUGUUUCCUAGUGAAGCAUUCGGAAAUGCGCGAGUACUUGUUUUAAAAUUUCAUAAUUGUAUGAUAUAAAAUGAUUUUUACCUUGAUCGAGUCAGAAGUAAUUCAAUUUUCGAAAAUUACUUGGGGUCAUACGAACUAAAGGACUGUUUACGGAAAUUACCAUAGGCAUAGGUUGUAUAUAUCACAUGCAACCUGUUUUAAUUUUAGUGGCUUUAGACUUUAUACAUCAUACAAUUAAAUCCUUGAAAAGAAAUGGAGAUAGGGAAUUGAGGAUUUUAGGAAAGAACAGCAUAGUACUUUUAGAAAACUUAUUCUCCAAUCGUGAAAUAUAUAAGAUAAAUACCUCAUGCAGAAGUCACGGCUUUGCUAUUUUGCAUGUUUCGUCUCCUAAUAAAAGUCUGCUCGAUUCAACUAAAAGUUGAACCCAUGAGCGGGUACACGUAUUGAGGAGUCAGGCAUACGACAUAUAUACGCUAGCUUGAAUAUAACAGUGUAAUAAAAUUUUAAGAUUUUUUUAUCAAGUAUCGUGCAUAUGGUAGAUAAUUUUAAGUAUAGGCCAGCUGAACGCUUGAUCAAACGUCACUAAUAUUAGUAAUAUUGUGUAGUUUAGUAUUGAAUUUAAAACCAAUUUAAUAUUGUAUAUACAUUGAAAGUGUGUGAAACUGAUGACUGAAGAACAUGACUGGAUUACUAUAGUUUUUUUAUGUUACUUCAUUUGACCGAUAGUAAAUCACUGGUAUCUGAAAGGCUGGGAAAUCAAACGCGGU
This is a messenger RNA of Dendronephthya gigantea, 3243 nucleotides long. Its product is annotated as tyrosine-protein kinase SYK-like. The record is from RefSeq and is a predicted model, not a curated record. Gene Ontology annotation, cellular component: extrinsic component of cytoplasmic side of plasma membrane; cytoplasm. Gene Ontology annotation, biological process: cell differentiation; protein phosphorylation; innate immune response. Gene Ontology annotation, molecular function: ATP binding; non-membrane spanning protein tyrosine kinase activity; signaling receptor binding. The transcript has 2 exons. Bases 261 to 1973 code for a protein of 570 amino acids. Lineage: Eukaryota; Metazoa; Cnidaria; Anthozoa; Malacalcyonacea; Nephtheidae.